This is a messenger RNA of Vombatus ursinus (common wombat), 1983 nucleotides long. It is a transcript of the gene NECAB2, whose product is annotated as N-terminal EF-hand calcium binding protein 2. The transcript has 13 exons. Lineage: Eukaryota; Metazoa; Chordata; Mammalia; Diprotodontia; Vombatidae. The record is from RefSeq and is a predicted model, not a curated record. Gene Ontology annotation, molecular function: calcium ion binding. Gene Ontology annotation, cellular component: cytoplasm. Gene Ontology annotation, biological process: regulation of amyloid precursor protein biosynthetic process. The coding region runs from base 1 to 1194 and encodes 397 amino acids.
AUGUGUGAGCGGGCGGCGCGCCUCUGCAGGGCCGGCGCGCACAGACUGCUCCGGGAGCCGCCGCCGCAGGGCCGGGCGCUGGGGGGGCUGCUCCGUUGGGUGGGAGCCAGGAUGGGCGAACCCCGGGAGCCGCUGGCCGACGGGCCGGGGGCCAGGACUGUCCAAGGGCUCUGUCCCACCCCGCCUCCGCCCCCGUCCCCACCUAGGAGGGGCACCUCGGUCAUCCUGGACAUUUUCCGCCGGGCUGACAAGAAUGAUGACGGGAAGUUGUCCUUGGAAGAAUUCCAGUUGUUUUUUUCAGAUGGUGUCCUUAAUGAAGAAGAACUUGAGAAGCUUUUUCACACGAUCGACUCUGACAACACCAACCAUGUGGACACCAAAGAGCUGUGUGAUUAUUUUGUGGACCACAUGGGAGACUAUGAGGAUGUCCUAGCCUCCCUGGAGACCCUGAAUCACUCCGUCCUGCAGGCCAUGGGCUACACCAAGAAGGUCUAUGAGGGGGGAUCCAAUGUGGACCAGUUUGUAACCCGCUUCCUUCUCAAGGAGACAGCCAAUCAGAUCCAGUCCCUGCUGAGCUCUGUGGAGAGUGCUGUAGAGGCCAUUGAGGAGCAGACCAGCCAGAUACGGCAGAACCCCAGCAAGCCCAGCCAAGGUGUGGCGGAUCCAUGGUACAGCAACCCGGCUCCCCGCUACACUCCCAAUCACAAACUCUCAUCUGCAGAGCCAGGGAAGAGCUUUCCGUCUGGUUCCCUAGACACCAAGGAGGAGGGGCUGGAAGCACAGAUCAGCCGCUUAGCUGAGCUGAUAGAGAGGCUGGAGAAUAAGACCCUGUGGUUUGAUCUGCAUCAGCGUCUCUCAGAUGGAAACAGCACGGCUUGCACUUAUCUACUGUUGGUGAGACAAGAGAUGGUGGUGUCGAGGGAGCACCUUGGGGAAUUCCUGAGUUCCCUGAGGCAGUACCUGAGGAGCACAGCUGAGGACAGCCAUUGCUUUCACAUCACUGCCGUGAGGCUCUCAGAUGGUUUCACCUUUGUUGUCUAUGAGUUCUGGGAGACUGACGAGGAGUGGAAGAGGCACCUGCAAAGCCCGAUCUGCAAAGCCUUCCGGCAUGUGAAGGUGGAUACACUGACCCAGCCCGAAGCUGUCUCCAGCAUCCCAGUGCCAGCUGCUUGGUGCACACUGAAUCAAGACUGAUGCCGCCCUCCUAACGACUCAGAAUGUCAGGCCAGAGACUUGGCCACUCAUUAUAAAGAACUGUGUGUCUUUUCUAAGAACCUUGUUAUAAAUGCUGUCUUUUCAAUACACUUCUAAACAGGAAUGUAUUCUCUUGUUGUUUGAAGUGAAGGAAAAAAAAUCCCUCCCUGUACCCAGUACCCAUCAUUAUACUGUACCCUGGGGCUCCCCUCUCCCUGUUACUGUCAGAGUAUUUGAGGCUGUUUCCUUUAAGGCCAGCUAAAGUUUGGGGCCUUGAAGGAGGCAGAACCAACCAAGAUCUUUGUAGAUCAAGAAGCACAAUCCUCCCCCUGACAGUACACCUCUCAGCAGCAGCCGCCCCUCUGAGCACCCACCAUUGGCCCAGUUACAAAGCAGCUACAUCCCAAUCAGCCCCAUGAGGUCCCCUUACUUCCCAGCUUCCUACAGCCACAACCCAUCCUUCUCUCUUUCUCUUCUGCUUUCUACCCAGGCUUCCACCACCCCUCAAUGCCCAUGAUUCAUUCCCUUAACUUUAAAAACCAUGCAUGAUCACUCAGCCUUUGUGUACUUUCUCAGGCUGCCCUCCCAGCCUCGGCUCCCUAACAGAUCCAUUUAUAUAUUUAUUUAUUGGUGUGCUAUUUUCCCCUUUGGUAUCUGAGACUACAGUAGGGUCACGGGCCCUUUAGGCUGCUAACUAGCUAUCCUCUGCCCUUACGGUAGUGCUGGUGGAUAUGAUUAUUCUUCUCCCCUUAGGAGCCUCAAGCCUCUAGAUUUAAACUGUAGAACUUU